Molecule: messenger RNA, 411 nt
Organism: Candidozyma auris
Lineage: Eukaryota; Fungi; Ascomycota; Pichiomycetes; Serinales; Metschnikowiaceae
Exons: 4
Coding region: 1-411 (136 amino acids)
Biological process (GO): negative regulation of Arp2/3 complex-mediated actin nucleation; actin filament debranching
Cellular component (GO): actin cortical patch
Molecular function (GO): Arp2/3 complex binding; actin binding
Source: RefSeq, a predicted model, not a curated record
AUGGCUUCAUUAUACAACUUCAGUGCAGAAACCUUGUCUGAGCUCCGCAAAUUCCGUUUCUCCAGUGGGAAAGCUGACAACAUGCAAGCUAUCAUAUAUGCCAUAGAUAAAUCUUCGAACUAUGUGACAAGAGAGUCUGAGUCUCCAAUUGAAUCGAUCGAGGAACUCAUGGAGGAGCUUCCUGAUAACAGCGCACGCUAUGUGCUCUUAUCAUACCCCAUAAAACUUUCAGAUGGCAGGAUCAAAAACCCAUUUGUGUUACUCUACUGGAGGCCGCCAACAUCAGGACAAGAGAAUAAGAUGCUUUAUGCUGGUGCUGUGGAGUUGUUUAGAGAGAAAGCCGGUGUUUCAAAACUCAUUGAAAUAGAAGAGGAGGAAGAUUUUGAGGAUUUGGAAGAAAAGUUGGUCUAA